Molecule: messenger RNA, 793 nt
Organism: Labeo rohita (rohu)
Lineage: Eukaryota; Metazoa; Chordata; Actinopteri; Cypriniformes; Cyprinidae
Gene: dnlz
Product: DNL-type zinc finger
Exons: 3
Coding region: 127-696 (189 amino acids)
Biological process (GO): protein import into mitochondrial matrix; protein folding; protein stabilization
Cellular component (GO): mitochondrion
Molecular function (GO): protein-folding chaperone binding; zinc ion binding
Source: RefSeq, a predicted model, not a curated record
GCGUCUCUGUCGUCAUCGGCAAGCGACGAGCGAUUCAACUCGGAUAUGACAAACAUGACAUUUCAGCCUCAGUAGAGAUAUUGCGUGUGUUAAAAAAAAGACAGUUAGACCGGUAACGUUUCAAUAAUGGCCUCUCGAUUAUGCUACUUUUUAUUCAGACCGAGAAUACCCAAAUCACGUGGUGCGGGAAGUCUGUCGGUAACGUUACAUACAUGUACAUCAUGUACAGCUAGAGGCAAGCAUCAGGAGGCACAAAAAAGGGAUCUGGGAUCUGUUGAAUCACGAAACGGAAGCAGAUUGAGUUUCUGCAGGAGCUUCACAACUUCUGUAUGCAGGACUGAAGCCAUUGGACAACUACAGUCAACACACUAUCACCUGGUUUACACCUGCAAAGUGUGCUCUACUCGCUCUAUGAAGAAAAUAUCCAAGAUAGCCUAUCACAAGGGUGUUGUUAUUGUAACUUGCCCUGGAUGUAAAAACCACCACGUGAUCGCUGAUAAUCUUAAGUGGUUCUCGGACCUGGAGGGGAAAAGAAACAUAGAGGAAAUCUUGGCUGCUAAGGGUGAAGCAGUCCGAAGAGUUCAAGGGGAUGAGGCCCUGGAAAUUGUUGCUGAGGAAUCAAUAAAGGAGGCUUCAAGAAAUAAUCCAGAUGAACAGAAACCACCACAUCUCAGCGAUGGUUCAGACAAAACAUGAUUGACCUUUGUCAGUUGCAUCACUGGACAUUUAUUAUUCUUUAUAUAUUUUAAAUAUUCUUCUAAAUAAAGCAUUAAAAGAAGUUGUUGUUUUUUAA